AUGUCGGCUUUUAAGUUAAUCAAAUUGGACGGAAGUACGGCCACGGGUCUUGGAGCCAUAGUAUUACUUUUGCUUUCUUGGUGGUUGUACAAGUUCAUUAAAAGAAGGCGUGCGGCAAAGCUCAAGCAAAAGUUCUUCCAACGUAAUGGUGGACUUAUAUUGCAACAACGCCUAUCUUCUAUUGAAGACAAUCACAAGGCAAAAGGUAAAUUAUUCGCCUCAACGGAGUUAGACAUAGCUACGGACCAUUUUAACAAGAGCCGAAUACUAGGUCAAGGUGGUCAAGGAACGGUUUACAAGGGAAUGUUAAUAGAUGGAACAAUCAUCGCAAUCAAGAAAUCUAAAGUUGUCAAUGUAAGACAAGUCGAACGGUUCAUCAAUGAGGUCAUUAUUCUCUCUGAAAUCAAUCAUAGAAAUGUGGUUAGACUGUUGGGAUUCUGCCUAGAGUGUGAAGUUCCUCUUCUAGUAUAUGAAUUUGUCCCUAAUGGAACCCUCUACCAAUAUCUUCAUGAUCCAUGUAGAGGAUUUCCUAUAUCUUGGGAGACACGGUUAAGAAUUGCUAAUGAAAUUGCUGGGGCUCUUUCGUAUUUGCACUUUGCUGCAGCCAUCCCGAUUUAUCAUCGAGAUAUCAAGUCAUCGAAUAUACUCUUAGACGAAAUCUAUAGAGCCAAAGUGGCGGAUUUUGGAACUUCCAGAGCAAUUACCAUCGACCAAACUCACGUGACCACAAAGGUGCAAGGAACCGUUGGAUACUUGGACCCGGAAUUCUUCCGAACAAGUCAAUUUACGGAUAAGAGUGAUGUCUAUAGCUUUGGAGUUGUUCUUGUUGAGCUAUUAACCAGAGAAAAGCCAAUUUGUGAAUUGAGGGCGGAAGAAGGAAGAUGUCUAGCCACAUACUUCAUCAUUUCGAUGGAGGAGAACCGUUUGUUCAAUAUUCUUGAUAAGGAAGUAUUAGAUCAUGGGGAGAAAGAAGAAAUUAAUGCUGUGUCUAACCUGGCGAAAAGAUGCUUAAGCCUUAAGGGAAGGUAUAGGCCCGCAAUGAAGGAAGUGGCAAUGGAAUUGGAGCGAGUACGAUCCCUCCGAAAUCCUGUGGUCAUCUGGCAAAAUGAUGAAGAGAUCGACCACAUAAGAUCUGGAUCUAUCUAUCCUUUGGGUGCGGUCUCCACAUUGAUGCGAUCGGAAGCAGAUGUGGAGCUGACUUUGCUGGAGGACGAUCAAUCGCUCUUUUAUGAUUUGCCAAGAUGA
This is a messenger RNA of Eucalyptus grandis, 1245 nucleotides long. Its product is annotated as wall-associated receptor kinase-like 1. Gene Ontology annotation, cellular component: plasma membrane. Gene Ontology annotation, biological process: protein phosphorylation; cell surface receptor signaling pathway. NCBI's taxonomy places the organism in Eukaryota, Viridiplantae, Streptophyta, Magnoliopsida, Myrtales, Myrtaceae. Gene Ontology annotation, molecular function: ATP binding; protein serine/threonine kinase activity. The transcript has 2 exons. Bases 1 to 1245 code for a protein of 414 amino acids. The record is from RefSeq and is a predicted model, not a curated record.